Porites evermanni is the source of this 591-nucleotide messenger RNA. The record is from the annotation of a GenBank genome assembly. Lineage: Eukaryota; Metazoa; Cnidaria; Anthozoa; Scleractinia; Poritidae.
AUGGCCAAAAAGCAAGUCCGAUCCCCACCACAAGUGACGAUCACAGGAGUUAGAAGCAACCAGUUCCAGAUAUCCCAAGCCAGCACGAAGAAUCGCCGCCUUGCAGCUCAGAUGGCCAACAGACCGGAUAUCCAAGCUGCCCUUGGAGGAAACUCUCCCAGCCUUAAAAGCAGACUUGGCUCACCAAACAGAGGCGGAGGAAGAGGAGGAGGUGCUAAAAGUGGAGGAUUGUUGAAAAAUCGGCUCGGCACCAGUAGUGCUGGUUCACUGAGAAGUCCUGGGGGUGGUGGUAGAUUUCGUCAGGGAAGAGGGCAAAGUAAUGUCCGUGGUUUUGGUGGUGUUAGAAGGGGAAGAGGUGGAGCUGUUCGUGGUGGCCGUGGUGUGCAAGGUGCUAGGGGAAUUGCUCGUGGUGGGCGUGGUGUGCGUGGUGGUAGAGGGUUAACAAGGGGGCGUGGACGGGGUCGAGGCAAAGCUGACAAACCAGUCUCAAAAGACAAGUUAGACGAAGAGCUUGAUAAGUAUAUGUCAAAAACAAAGAGUCAUCUUGAUGCCGAGCUUGAUGAGUACAUGCAGCAUGCAGAUGAUGAAUAA